AUGGCUUUUAAGCCAAAUUUUGCUGUGAGUUGUUUUCUAAAAUCCACACAUACAAAACACAAUUUUUACAUACAUUUUAAACGAUUUAUGCAUCUAAAUAGGGAUGUUGAACAGUUACGUUGUGAAUAUCUCCAAUUGAGUGUCAAUAGGGUAUUUAUACUGGAGAAACUUACCAAAUAUGAUAUUGAAAUUAGGAAUGGAUACACACCGGAUCAAAUACUGCACAAAUUCCCCCUCGCAUUCUGCACUCAUAUAACACACAAGAAAAUCAUGUCUGCACUUAUUAAGUUGUUGAACAAUAAGUACAAUAUCCACUCUACGGUUGUAAAGGCUCAAACUAGCGGUUUAACUGUUCUCGACGAGAAUUCUGCUUUCCCUCCCGAUGCAAUCAUUUCAGCAGGCGGUGAUGGCACUUUUUUAGAGGCAGCAUCUCUGAUCCCGCCUAGAACAUAUGGUUCUAGGGGGUUUUGGCUAUUCGGUCUCAAUACAGAUCCGGAGCGAUCAUUGGGAACUCUUUGUAUUUCAUAUCCAAAUCAAUCAACUGCUGACAAUAAUAUGUCAUAUGACAGCAAAGAGUCAUGUAGCAAAUUAAAUUCUGCACGGAGAUUAGCAUUCAAAUUUAUAGAUCUGAACUAUGGGCUAGAUGAUCGAAGUAUACUAUCAGAGGUCACCGAAUUUUGUAACCUUGACAAAUUCGAAUUUUCACAGUGCGAUCGUUUUCAGCCGGGUUCUCCUCAAACAGCAGCAACAUUCGAUGGAGAAGAAUUAAUUUAUACGUCUAAUUCGGAACCUGCUACACUAGUCAAAACGUCCAUUUCAUUGCAAAACUUUCACGAACUUACCACAUCAGAAUAUGUAGACACAAUUCUUAACAAGUUAUUGGUCGCUAAAACUUGUAUUCCAAUACUGAGACAGCGCAUUAGGAUCAAAGUAUUCCCUAGGGACUCGUAUGAGAUCGAACAAUUUGGAAGCUCGAGGCCCACAGGUUAUGUUUACCCCUUUGGAGCCAUAAAUGACGUUAUUAUCGCCGAUGAAUCUUUCGGGAAAACAUUUUAUGCGUUCAUACAAGUGGAUAAUAGACAAGUUUAUAAGGUAAAGUGUAGCGGAGUGCUUGUUUCUACUGGCACAGGGUCUACCGCAUGGGCCUAUAACGUUUCAAAGCUUAGCAUCAAUACUAUUAAAAACAUUGUGAAUUUAUUGGUUAAGAAUACUGGGAACUCUGUGAGUGAUGAUGCAAUCAAAUCUACAUUUGAUCAGUAUGAUAAGAGCCUAACAUUUCCUCCCAGUGAUAAUAUGCUAAAGUGUAUUAUUAGGGAACCUAUAGAAGAUGGCCAAGGUUUUAGGUUGGGCGGGAUAAAUGAAGAGAACUGUUUUAUGGCCAAGAAGAUCAAGAUCAGGGCGUUGUCAAGGAACUCAAAAUUGUACCUGGAUGGAUCAAAAUGUAUCGAUUUUCACUCUGGAGAUACGGUUGUUAUAGCCGCUUUUAGUGCCGAUGUUAUACACUCUUGUUUAUAA
Molecule: messenger RNA, 1515 nt
Organism: Babesia microti strain RI
Lineage: Eukaryota; Apicomplexa; Aconoidasida; Piroplasmida; Babesiidae
Product: NAD kinase 2 mitochondrial
Exons: 5
Coding region: 1-1515 (504 amino acids)
Biological process (GO): NAD+ metabolic process
Cellular component (GO): mitochondrion
Molecular function (GO): NAD+ kinase activity
Source: RefSeq, a predicted model, not a curated record